This is a messenger RNA of Ochlerotatus camptorhynchus, 1076 nucleotides long. RefSeq names its product sn-1-specific diacylglycerol lipase ABHD11-like. The record is from RefSeq and is a predicted model, not a curated record. The transcript has 5 exons. Gene Ontology annotation, molecular function: carboxylic ester hydrolase activity. Lineage: Eukaryota; Metazoa; Arthropoda; Insecta; Diptera; Culicidae. Gene Ontology annotation, cellular component: mitochondrion. The coding region runs from base 107 to 1039 and encodes 310 amino acids.
UAUCAGUAUUUUUGCACUCAAACCGUUAUGUAAAUGAUUUGUUUUGAUCAUUUCUUCCAGUGCAGAUUGUACCUGAGGUUGUAAAUUUACGUGAAAUUUGCCUGAAAUGAACCGAAACCUUUUGAAAAGUUUUGUCUUUUGUCAAUCUGUAGGGAAGAAAGCAUUUUCCACUAGCAGUAAGUUGCGCUGUGCUAUUCCCGUGGAACUAUCCUUCAAUGCCUACGAUAAAAUCCAAAGUGAUACAUACGCUGCACCGGUUCUAGUCUUACACGGUUUGUUCGGUUCCAAGUUCAACUGGAACAGUUUAUCCAAGGCCUUCCACCAAAAAACUAAACCCACGAGAAAGAUUUAUUCAAUAGAUGCACGCAACCAUGGAGAAAGUCCGCACUCGGAAGAGCAUUCCUACAAGCACAUAGUUGCCGAUCUGGUGGCACUGUAUGAGAAGCUCAACAUAGAGAAGGCUUCGGUCAUCGGACACAGUAUGGGCGGACGGGCCAUGAUGAUGCUGGCUUUGCAAUAUCCCCACCUGAUCGACCGUGCCAUCAUCGUCGACAUCUCGCCAGCCACCGGUCUUGGCACGAGCAACACCAACAUCCCACUAUUCCUACAUUCGAUGAAGCAGAUACAGAUUUCUCCGGACCAAACGAUCCACCAGGCGAGGAAGACCGCCGAUGACCAGUUGGCGAAAAUUAUUGCCGAAAAACCGUUGCGUGAUUUCCUGAUUACCAAUCUGGCCAAAUCGCCCGAGGACGGGUCGUUCCGGUGGCGAAUCAAUCUGGACACGUUGGAGCGUGAUUUUGACUCCGGAGUGGCCAAGUUUCCCAUCGUCGACGGUAUGCGAUUCGAGGGUCCCACACUGUUCAUUGCCGGGGGUCGGUCGGAUUAUAUCCAGAAAAAGGAUAUUCCUGUGAUUAAACAGCUUUUCCCCAAUUCGGAAAUUAUAUUCGUGGAAGGAGCUGGACAUUGGGUGCAUAGUGAGAAAUCUGCUGAAUUUGCUAAACUUGUGCUAGGAUUUUUGAACGAUGAUAGUCAACAUUGAAAUGCGGAAUAAAAUGAUCGUGAAUCUAUGGGACGAU